Caretta caretta (loggerhead turtle) is the source of this 3518-nucleotide messenger RNA. It is a transcript of the gene SLC25A18, whose product is annotated as solute carrier family 25 member 18. Gene Ontology annotation, biological process: aspartate transmembrane transport; malate-aspartate shuttle; L-glutamate transmembrane transport. The record is from RefSeq and is a predicted model, not a curated record. Gene Ontology annotation, molecular function: L-aspartate transmembrane transporter activity; L-glutamate transmembrane transporter activity. NCBI's taxonomy places the organism in Eukaryota, Metazoa, Chordata, Testudines, Cheloniidae.
GUUGGGGCUUGCUGUACCUUUGUCUUACGUUAUGGGCAUGGCCACCGUGCAUUAAACCUGCAGAAGUCCAUUCUGAGUCACUGUGCUAACAGGCUGUUCAGAGAACCCCUGAGUGACAAAGGAUGACAUGAUAAGCAUGCAUGAUAGCACUGCAGCUAGAGGCACUGAAGCAUGGAUCAGCCCAUCAGAACUACAUCUCCCGUUUCUGCUGGUGCCAGCUGGCCUUCUGUCUCUUCCUGGGGCAAGCUGAACAAGGCAGCUUCUGUCAAAGGGAAGAGUGUCUCUGUGGUGAAAGAAUCCCCCUGUGUCUGCAGCAGUCAAGGAAAAAGGUCCUCGAGGAACUAUGGGGAGCAAGAAGAAAAUCAGUGUUCCAGCGAAGUUAAUUAAUGGAGGUGUGGCCGGGCUAGUGGGAGUGAGCUGCGUCUUCCCAAUUGAUCUGGCGAAAACCCGUCUUCAAAACCAGCAGGGACAAGGAGUCUAUACUGGAAUGCGGGAUUGCUUGGUGAAGACUCUGCGUUCAGAGGGAUUCUUCGGCAUGUACCGAGGGGCCGCGGUGAACCUGACACUGGUCACGCCAGAGAAAGCAAUCAAGCUGGCAGCCAAUGACUUUUUUCGACAGCUGCUGUCACAGGACAGCAGGAAGGAGUUGACGCUGGUGAGGGAGAUGCUAGCUGGCUGUGGAGCUGGGGCCUGCCAAGUGGUGGUCACCUCCCCCAUGGAGAUGCUGAAAAUUCAGCUUCAGGAUGCUGGACGACUGGCUGUUCAUCAGCAAAAGGUUUUGGGACCAGAUGGGCCAACGGCUCCCUUCUCCCAGCCGCCUCAGGACAGGCCUUACACCACUGGCACAGCCUCAGCAUUAAGGCGCCCCUCAGCCACCGUGAUCGCCAGAGAUCUUCUGAAAACUCAAGGGCUAGUGGGACUGUACAAGGGAUUGGGAGUCACCCUGCUCAGGGAUGUGCCUUUUUCCAUUAUCUAUUUCCCACUGUUUGCCAACAUCAACAAACUGGGACAGAGGCACUCUGAGAAGGCACCCUUCUUCCAUUCAUUCGUGUCUGGCUGUGUGGCGGGAUCCGUGGCUGCAGUAGCAGUGACCCCUCUGGAUGUUCUAAAAACCCGAAUUCAAACUCUAAAGAAAGGCCUUGGAGAGGACACCUACAAUGGAAUCAUUGACUGUGCCAGGAAGAUCUGGACACAUGAGGGCCCUGCUGCCUUCAUGAAGGGGGCAGGCUGUCGGGCCCUGGUUAUAGCACCCCUCUUUGGCAUAGCCCAGGGUGUCUAUUUUAUUGGCAUUGGUGAAUAUAUCUUGGGAUAUUUCCACUAGAACUUGUUCUGGCUAAAUCAGGCCUGGCUGAAGGUCGCACAAGUUUACUCCCCACUUCUGCAAAACUGGAUUUGCCAGAAAUGGACAGGACCAUCUUGUAAUCAUUUCUCUUAUGGAUUGCACCACCACCUUCAGCUUUCUCUGCCCAUGAGCAGGGGCCAAUACUGGAUGUCAGAUAUAUUAUGGCUUAAAUUUCCUGCUACUUUCAUACAUCCACUUGAUGUUCUGUUUGCUACAGCUAGCCCCUGCACAUUUAAACAUAGGGAAGAAUGAUUUAUGUAUCCUUACUUGUUUUCCCCAGGAUAGUAUAACACAAUACCUUGUCCUUUGUGUGUGUAAGUAGAGAUUCAUUGUUUUCUUAUAGAGUUGAUCUCAAGGAUUGUUUGAGGUCAGAGGGUCCUGUAUGACCAAAGAGGCCUAGAUAGAACUCAGCUCCCUAAUGACCAGUUUGCCCAUAUAUGAUCUGCAAUCUCUUGUCCAGUAUCCAUCUCACUUUGUUUUUAAAUGCAUCACUGUUUGCUUUACUUGAGAGUCUAGACUUGCUGUUCCUUACCCUAGUUGUAGAGAAGGUAAAAUCUGGACUGAGUGUUUCAAGACUGCAGUGGCUGUUCCAUCAAAUAGCCCAAGAGGGUUCAAACUCACAUGUUCCAGCAAGCAGUGUCUGAAUGUAAACAGAUGACUCACAGAAGUUAGAACACAAAGAUGUAAAUGUGAAACAGUUUUGUUCCUUCUGUGCAGGGUCAGAAUGCAGUGGGGGGAGGGAGCGGUGGGGGGGAAGAAGGCAGCAAAACUAGAAAAAAUUAAGGCUUAGGUGUACAGUAGUUACAAUUACAUAGAAAUAAAGACUAAUACAAAUCAAAUGUCAAUUUUAUACCAAAGCCUUAGUAGUGCAAAAACACUAUGUGCCAGCUGAAGGCAUCCAGCAGCUGGGCGUGUCAAAGCCAUUUCUGGACUAGUUCUUGCAAAUCUCAAAACUGUGAUAAGCAUCCUUACAAAAAUUGCUGAAGGUUAGUGUUCUGGUGCAGGGCCUGCACGGGGGAACUGUACUAUAAUGGGAGCAUUUCCUUUGGAAAUGGAGGUACAAGGCAAGGUAGAAAGAAAAGACACUAGAAUCCUGGGUUAAGUAUUUUUCAGGAUUCAGAACUGCAGGGUUUUUUUCAUUAUUUGAUCUGCAAUUUGUGUAGAGGAGUGAGGCUCAAACCUUUUUUGUACACCCUUUGUAAAGCAAGAGAAUAACCUGUAGUCCUGCCUCUGAGCCUGGGAGAUGAAGGAUAACACUAUUUUAUAACUGUAUCCCUGCAGCCUGCUAAGGAGCAUAUUCAUGAUGGCACACUAGGAAAGCCUUACUCCCACUGUGUGAAAGCAGGGAGGGUUGGCUGAGUUUCAUUUACAGGAUUAAACAGGGCUAGGAGUCAGGAAGUGUGUGUACUAAGCAUCGCUUAGUUCCACUUACAUUGUGGAACUGGGCAAGUCACCUAUAGUUCACCCCCACAAUCUGUACCCUAGGGAUAAUAAACAUCUCAGGGAUAUUCAGUUAGUUUUUGUCACUGCCACAUAGAUGAUGCAGGGAGGAUAGCUAUAUUACUGUAAAUCAAAGCUGCACAAUGCUAGCAGCAGGAGCGACUUGGGGUAGCAGCAGCUGCUUUUCUAGCUAGGUUAUUUGAGACCAGACCAGCCAAGUGCUGAAGUGUAGCUGCUUAAAGAGUAAAGUUUUUAACCUCCAACUGUGGAGGAAGGCAGGAGUAUAUCUGGCAGAAGAGGCUGAUGCUUUUACAGCUCAUAAGCCAUCCUUAACAGCUGUCUCACUCUAAUUCUGUCCCUGUCCAAUGCCAGAAGGGGAGCUACUGCCUCACUUCUAGGAAGGGAAGGAAUGAGGCUAGUCCUAGAUUUCCUUAUUCAGAAUAUUAGCUUUAAUGUGAACAGUGCUAAUAUACUGACAGAACUUUUCCAUCAGUUCAGCUUGCAGCAAAGUCAAUGCUCUGAGACUCAGAUUUUUAUCUUAAGAGUACGAAGAGCCAAUCAAAACCAAAUGUUAGUAAAUAGUAAUAUACAUACACACCUCCUGCUCUUCCUGGCCAGAGCAGUUAUUCUGUGCACAUGACCUCUCUGCUUCUUCUGGGAAAGCAAGUUCACAAACUCUAGUCUAAUGAGCUCAUUUGUUUACUCUGUCCAAGCUCUACUUAUAGAACAUGGAGGC